Colletotrichum navitas is the source of this 1836-nucleotide messenger RNA. Its product is annotated as alpha glucoside transporter. Gene Ontology annotation, cellular component: membrane. The transcript is spliced from 2 exons. The coding region runs from base 1 to 1836 and encodes 611 amino acids. Lineage: Eukaryota; Fungi; Ascomycota; Sordariomycetes; Glomerellales; Glomerellaceae. Gene Ontology annotation, biological process: carbohydrate transport; transmembrane transport. Gene Ontology annotation, molecular function: carbohydrate:proton symporter activity. The record is from RefSeq and is a predicted model, not a curated record.
AUGGCCUCCUCGCACGACGGCGUCCGCUUCGAGAAGCUCGCCUCCAGGCGGAGCUCGCCGAAACCGUCCCUCGAUUCUCACCGUGCGUCCGCCCCGCACGACGCCGACGAUGAUGACGAUGAGGCCUUCGCCCUUCUUUCCGGGGACGUCUCCUCGCUUUCCGACAACGACAACAUCGAGCUGGACGACCUCGGCUCCGUUGACAGCCCCCAUGCUUCCUCCAGCCUGGGACACGAUCGGCCGGGCCACACGCGCGGCCUUCACGAAGCCGAGGGAUGGAUCCAGGAUGCGAUCGACGCCGAGCGAAGCCUCACGCGCCGGGAAGCCAUCCGUGCGUAUCCUAUGGCCAUCUUUUGGAGUUUGAUGGUGUCUUUGUGUGUGAUUAUGGAGGGCUACGACACUAUCCUCAUCAGCAGCUUCUUCGCUCACCCCGAGUUCUCCAAGAAGUACGGCGACAUAAAGGACAGCCUUGGCCGCGACCAGCUGUCGCCCAUGUGGCAGGCGAUCCUCGGGAACAGCAGCACCUUUGGCUGCAUCAUCGGCGUCCUCGCCAACGGCUUCAUCGUCGAGCGGCACGGGCAAAAGGCCGCCCUCGUCGGCUCCCUGUGCGUGCUGUCCGGCUGCAUCUUCAUCACCUUCUUCGCCGUCGACAAGAUCAUGCUCAUGUUGGGCCAGAUCGCCUGCGGCCUGCCCUGGGGCGUCUUUGCUUCCUCGGCCCCGGCCUACGCGUCCGAAGUCCUCCCGCUCGCCCUGCGCGUCUACCUGACCACCUGGACCAAUAUGUGCUUCAUCAUCGGACAGCUCAUAUCCGCCGCCGUCCUCGCCGGCCUGCUGCCCCGGCGGGACGAGUGGUCCUUCCGCAUCCCCUUCGCCCUGCAGUGGUCCUGGCCGGUGCUCCUCGUCCCGGUGCUGCUGUUCGCGCCCGAGUCCCCGUGGCACCUCGUGCGGGCCGGCCGGCUCGACGAGGCGGAGCAGGCGCUAUCCCGCCUGCAGAGACGCAAGGUGAGCAGCCUGGACGCCAAGGCCCGGCUGCGGGAGAUUGUCGAGACGGACCGGUUGGAGCAGGCCCACCAGACGGGGACCAGCUACUGGGACUGCUUCCGGGGCGUCGAGCGGCGCCGGACGGAGAUCGCCUGCGUCGCCUUCGCGGGGCAGGUGCUCUCUGGCUCGACGUUCGCGUACAACUCGGUUUACUUCUUUCAGCAGGCCGGCCUGAAGCCGCAGGACAACUACGAUCUCAACGUAGGCGGGACGGCGCUGGCCCUGGUCGGAACCGCCGUCAACUGGGUGGCGCUGAUGCCGUAUUUCGGCCGGCGCCGCAUCUACCUCUGGGGCAUGGCCAGCAUGGCCGCCAUCCUGUUCUUCAUCGGCGUCCUCGACCAGAUCGCACGUGCGCCGGGCGCGGCGGCGGCGGCGGGGCCCAUCGGCUGGGUCCAGGCCUGCCUCACACUCGUCUGGACCUUCACGUUCCAGCUGUCCGUGGGCCAGCUCGGGUGGGCAAUCCCUGCCGAGGUCGGCUCGACGCGGCUCCGCCAGAAGACCAUCUGCGUCGCGCGCUUUACGUACUACAUCGUCGGCCUGCUGGCCAGCACCGUUCAGCCGUAUCUGAUGAACCCGACCGCCUGGAACCUCAAGGGGACGACGGGGUUCGUCUGGGGCGGCUCGGCGUUCGCCACCUUCGUCUGGGCUUACUUCCGGCUUCCCGAGACCAAGGGGCGCACGUACGAGGAGCUGGACUUCCUCUUCCACAACAACGUUCCGACCAGGGACUUUGAGAGCACCGAGGUGGAAAUCUUUGACGGCGGCGAGAAGAUCUUGUCUCCUCCUUCUCCUUGA